AAUUCCAACAAAAAUACAAUCAAAUUGUAAAUCAACUCUCAAAUUUAUGAAGAACCGGAAAUGAAAAUCGAAAGAAGAAUGAAAAAACAUGAACCCAGCGUCGAAACCCAACAAGGCUGGGUUUCAACGAAACCAGCAAGGCUGGGUUUCAAUGAAACCAGCAAGGCUAGGUUCGCGCUACCAGCAUGGCUGGGUUGGUCGAAACCCAGCCUUGCUAGUUUCAUCAAGCUUGGGUUGGUCGAAACCCAGCCUUGCUGGUCGCGAGAACCUAGCAGCUGGGUUUCGACGAACCCAGCAAGGCUGGGUUCAGACGACUAGCAAGGUUGGGUUCGACGGAACCUAGCAGAUUUGGGUCUCGUCGAACCCAGCUACCCAGCUCAUCGAACCCAGCCGAAGUGGGUAGGAAAGAAAGAAAGAGAAAGAAAAAAGGGGGAAAAGAGGGAUUGGGAGGUGAGGGUAAUAAUGUAAUUUUAUUUUU
Rubroshorea leprosula is the source of this 478-nucleotide messenger RNA. Lineage: Eukaryota; Viridiplantae; Streptophyta; Magnoliopsida; Malvales; Dipterocarpaceae. The record is from the annotation of a GenBank genome assembly.